This is a messenger RNA of Hydra vulgaris (swiftwater hydra), 1373 nucleotides long. RefSeq lists its product as uncharacterized. Gene Ontology annotation, molecular function: protein binding; transcription coregulator activity. Gene Ontology annotation, biological process: regulation of DNA-templated transcription. NCBI's taxonomy places the organism in Eukaryota, Metazoa, Cnidaria, Hydrozoa, Anthoathecata, Hydridae. The record is from RefSeq and is a predicted model, not a curated record. Gene Ontology annotation, cellular component: transcription regulator complex; nucleus.
AUUUUUUUUUCAGGUCAAAAUGAAAAGAUUGUCAAAAAAUGUUGACUAUGAAACAAAAAGAAUAAAAAAUGAUGAAUGUCCAACACCUAAAAUUAAAAAUGACGUUUUGUAUAUGGAGGAUACUCAAGAAAAUACUGAUAGCGAGAGAUUAAAAAAAAUGGAACGAGAGAACGAAGAUCUAAGGAAACGUUGCACAAGAUUGGAAAACAUAGUAACGCAAAUUUUAUCAAACAAAGAAGAAAGCAAAUCACCCGGUGUUAACGAAAAGUUUAUUGGCUCUAAACCUCUUGGUAACAAUGCCACCGACGAUCUUGCCUCAUACGAAAUCUACAACAAUUGUGAUACAAAAGCAUCUUAUUCCUACUCCAAUUCGAAGCAUAGAGUAAGUGGUUAUAGUUAUGCAGUUUCACCUAGAACAAGUCCUACAAAACAUGAAGCCAGUCUAAGAGAAUGCAAACAGAUAGUUCCUUAUGAAAAAGUGCCUGGAUUUUUUAGAACAUUUUCAAUGGAUAAACAUGCAAGUUUCAAUUGUAUUAGCUCCGAAGAAAUGGAAAAAAGAAACGAAUUUUUUCGCUCAACAUACUAUGAAGAGCAGCUAAAACAUUUGAGAAACAUUCGCCCAACGUAUCCAAGCUUGCUAACUCCAUUAGUAGAUAAACAUUCUCCUACAAACGAAAAAUCUCAUUCAAACAAAGCAUCUCCAAAUCCACAAAGAUACGAAGCUAAAAAGGAACUCCAGCAUCCUUAUGCCAGUGAUCUUCGGUGCGAAAACCAUUACGAACCAUAUUUAUUCGGUAGAAGUGUUCAACAGAAAGUAGUAAAACAUGUAGGGUAUUGUCAUACCCGACAUAAAUCAAACGACAGUAAUUUGUUUUUAGAUAAAUGUUGUUACAAUGCAAAACAUUCAGAAAGUUUAGAAAUAAAAAAAUACGACAGCGAGUUUUUUACUAAAUUGCCGCCCAAGUUACACAUAGUUGAAAGUCAAAAUAAAAACGGAGUUACACUGACGUGGAAUGCAACAUCGAAUACAGAUAGUUCUUUAGUCAAGUCGUAUCAGUUAUUUGCGCGUGAGCUUUUUGGACAAAAACUUGGCACAAUGAAAAGAAUGGGUGUUAUUGACGCUCUUCCACUUCCGAUGUCUUGCAACGUUGCUAACUUAAAACGUAACAUUAAAUACAAGUUUGCCGUAUGUGCCGUAGAUAUUUACGGCAGGUUCGGCAAGAUGAGUAAUUUUACAGGAAAGUUCGAGUUAAAAUCAAAUGAUUCUGAUAAAUAUAAAGAAGAAGAAAGUUAUGAGCUAAAAAUUAUUAUUUAGUAAAUAUUUAUUAAUUGUAUAUAAAAUAAUCUGAAUAAAUUAUAAUCAACUCUGCAGA